This is a messenger RNA of Nicotiana tabacum (common tobacco), 1077 nucleotides long. RefSeq names its product protein C2-DOMAIN ABA-RELATED 4-like. Lineage: Eukaryota; Viridiplantae; Streptophyta; Magnoliopsida; Solanales; Solanaceae. The record is from RefSeq and is a predicted model, not a curated record.
CCCAAGAAAAACACAAUAGGCAUUACCUUAACAACUUCCUUUUAUUUCUUCCUCACGGCCAUAAUAAGGCAGCCGCUCGCAACGUAAUCCAUAAAGAAGAUCCUAAAAUAUUCACUAGAGGAAGACUUUCACUUGCGUGGGGAGGGUGUUAAGAAUUUAAAAAAAGAAGAAGCAAAAACAUAAAAAAUAAAGAUUUGACUUAUCCUAUUAAUUACUAGUACUAAUAUUAAUCAAGAAGUUGGCUAUAUUAGUUUUUAUUUUUAUUAUAUAAAGAGGGGAGGUUAGAUUAAGAGAUCAACAAAGACAGCAUAAAGCAGUAGUGGAGGAGGGAAGAAGAGAGAGAGAAAAUUAAAUCCUUAAAUGGACAACCUAUUGGGUCUUUUAAGGAUAAAAAUCAAGAGAGGUGUAAACCUGGCUGUACGCGAUGUCCGCAGCAGUGAUCCCUACGUUGUUGUCAAGAUGGGUAAACAGAAACUGAAGACGCGAGUUAUAAAUAAGGAUGUUAACCCUGAGUGGAAUGAAGAUCUGACCCUUUCUGUUUCAGAUCCAAAUCUUACUGUUAAGCUGACUGUAUACGAUCACGAUAUGUUUAGCAUGGAUGACAAAAUGGGAGAUGCAGAAUUUGAUAUCAAACCAUUUUUAGAUGCUCUAAAGAUGAACUUAGAUGGCCUCCCAUGUGGCACAGUAAUCACAAGAGUAACGCCGUGCAGGUCAAACUGUCUGGCCGAAGAGACUAAAGUGGUAUGGCAAGAUAACAAAGUUGUGCAAGAUAUGUGCCUGAGAUUGAAAAAUGUGGAAUGUGGAGAGGUCGAACUCCAACUUCAGUGGAUCGAUCUUCCUGGCAGCAAGCGAUAGAAUACGCAGGAUACUAUGAACUCUGGUUGCUGUUGUCUGUUGCUUAUACUGUUUGUGGUUUGACAUAUAGGCCGAGUUCCAUAAAUAUGUCCUUUGUACUCUGCAGCAAUAUGCAGAAGGUUUGUAGCUUAGUAAAUUAUUUGAACAACUUUCAACUUCUCUAGUAAUUUGCUGGAAUUGCUUAAGUUAUAUAUGGGGAUAAUGAUGAUAUAAUUAUAUUUA